CAGGUGGCCUUGCUAUUUAAAACAACUAUCAUACAUUAGAAACACCAUUUGUAAUUUAGAACACAACAGACUAAAAAUUCAAGAAUGCAGUUAACCGAAUGUUUGAUUUUAUUGAUUGUUUUUUGCGGUGUUCUGAAGCCGAUAGAAAUAGCAGCCAGAUCCGUACAAAUCAAGCAGCAGAACGAGUCGGAUGAGGUUGCUAACUCCCCGGUAAUACAUAUAAAGCGUACAGCUCGAGAAAUUCCCGAAAUGCCAAUGGAUCUGCAUGGGAAGCACAUGCCUUGUGAUAUGGAUUCUAGAGGCAGGAUGAGCUAUGUGUUCGCUUUUCCCAACCAUUGCAUUUGGGCUUACAACAAUCGGUACGUCAGCGAAGGACACUUCCGCAUCUACAAGACCUAUCAGUUGGAAGGAUUCUUCUUUGGCCAGUACUACGAGCGUCUAAAGCGUUACGAGUUCGAGCCACAUACCUACGAUUAUAACAUGUAACUUGAACAUGGGUCAAAAUUUUAAAUUGGAUAACGAUUAUUAAAGCAUUGAAUGUUUGAAGCAACUGUAA
This is a messenger RNA of Drosophila ficusphila, 556 nucleotides long. RefSeq lists its product as uncharacterized. The transcript is spliced from 2 exons. NCBI's taxonomy places the organism in Eukaryota, Metazoa, Arthropoda, Insecta, Diptera, Drosophilidae. The record is from RefSeq and is a predicted model, not a curated record. Bases 85 to 486 code for a protein of 133 amino acids.